Molecule: messenger RNA, 1619 nt
Organism: Marmota flaviventris (yellow-bellied marmot)
Lineage: Eukaryota; Metazoa; Chordata; Mammalia; Rodentia; Sciuridae
Gene: Inhbe
Product: inhibin subunit beta E
Cellular component (GO): extracellular region
Molecular function (GO): hormone activity; growth factor activity; cytokine activity
Source: RefSeq, a predicted model, not a curated record
AUGAACUGUUUGGGUCAAACAGCUACCCAUCGGACGAUCCAUUUACAGCCUUCCUGAGUCCCAGGCCACAGAAGACAAGUAGCCUACCUUUGGUCAAGGGUAGCUGUGGCACUGGUGUUUGCCGCUGCUGAGCCCUUACUGGCCUCCAUGCAAUCAGACUCAAUAGACGAGCAACUGCCAUCCAAGGCUCCCGACCCAGGGUCAUCCACCAGGAGCGUGGAGCUCCCAGAUGUCCAGCUCUGGCUGGUGCUGCUGUGGGUACUAAUAUGGGCACAGGGCACAAGAUCUGCAUGCACCUCCUGUGAGAGCCCAACACUGGCACCCCAAGCAGAACGAGCUCUGGUCCUGGAGCUAGCCAAGCAACAAAUCCUGGAGGGGCUGCACCUGACCAGUCGUCCUAGAAUAAUUCAUGCUCCACCCCAGGCAGCGCUGACCAGAGCCCUUCGGAGACUACAGCCUGGGAUUGUGGCUCCAGGGAAUGGGGAGGAGGUCAUCAGCUUUGCUACCAUCACAGACUCCUCCACUUCAAUCUGCAGCUCCAUGCUCACCUUCCACCUGUCCACUGUUCAGUCCCACCACCUAUACCAUGCCCGUCUCUGGCUGCAUGUGCUCCGAACCUUUCCUGGCACUCUUUACCUGAGGAUCUUCCGAUGGGGCCCAAGGAGGAAGCACAGAGGAUCCCGGACCCUCCUGGCAGAGCACCAAAUCACUACCCCAGGCUGGCAUGCCCUUACUCUGCCCUCUAGUGGCUUGAGAGGUGAGGAAUCUGCUGUCUUGAAACUCCAACUGAACUGCAGAUCCCUAGAAGGCAACAAGACAAUUACUGGACCACUGAGGUGGCUACUGGACACUACCGGACACCAGCAGCCCUUCCUGGAGCUUAAGAUUCGUGUCAACGAGCCUGAAGCAGGCCGGGCCAAGAGGAGGACUCCCACCUGUGAGCCUGAGACCCCCUUAUGUUGUAGGCGAGAUCAUUAUGUAGACUUUCAGGAACUGGGAUGGCGAGACUGGAUCCUGCAGCCUGAAGGUUACCAGCUGAAUUACUGCAGUGGGCAGUGCCCUCCCCACCUGGCUGGCAGCCCUGGCAUUGCUGCUUCCUUCCAUUCUGCUGUCUUCAGCCUCCUUAAAGCCAACAAUCCUUGGCCUGAGGGUACUUCCUGUUGUGUCCCUACUGCCCGAAGGCCUCUCUCUCUCCUCUACCUUGACCAUAAUGGCAAUGUGGUCAAGACGGAUGUGCCAGAUAUGGUGGUGGAGGCUUGUGGUUGUAGCUAGCAAGAGGACUUGGGGGUUCAGAUAGAAGAUAUCAAGUUGGGGGUUCCCAGGUAAAGGGCAUCUGUGUCUGGAGGCAUCAGAUUUCCUGAUCCGCACCUCCACCCAACAAGACCACCUGGCACUAUGUCAGGGUUGACCCCUAUGUGACCCAAAUGCACACUUUCUUGUCCCAGACUUUUGGCCUUUUUCAGGCUGGUUGAUAUGUGGGCAAAUGGGUAAAGUAUUUCCUCUAAGGGGACUACCCAGGCAGUAUGAUUUUCUACCCCAAGUGAGAAGAUGGCAGGGGCUAGCAGGGAAGAGAGGGAAGGAGAAGGCAGAGAAAAUUACUUAAUCUCUCCCAAGAAGAG